AUGACAUCCUCUAGUGGCACGGACAUAGAUGCUGGCUUGGCGGCUAUGGUGAUUUGUAUCUGUGUCCUUGGUGUGAUUUUGAACCUGCUUGUCAUUCUGGUCGUGGCGCUGAAUCGCAACAUGAGGGCCAGCACGGACCUAUUCGUGGUGAAUUUGUCCAUUAGCGAUAUUCUGUUAGCUGGACUGGCCUUACCUCUCAAGAUCAACACAGCUCUCUACGCUGAUGGUGACUUCCACGGGGGUGACGUGGGCUGUAAGCUGAUUCAGUUCGUUCCACAGUUCAGUAUUAUGUGUUCCAUAUCUACAAUGGUGGCCAUUUCGUUUGAUAGGCUAUUCGCCAUCACCGAACAGAAGUACAUGCGCCUUCGAGUAACAGCUGUCCUGAUUGCCCUGAUAUGGGUUAUCGCCCUUGCUACUUCAGCGCCGCAGUUGUACGAGUACUCCGUCAGUCUCGAGGUGGAAGAGUACGAUAACGAUACUCACGUCUCGUGUGGGUCACAUGACAUCCCGGAGAACUUUGAAACUGUGUACGCGUGCAUAGUUCUGGUAGUCUCGUACGUUUUGCCUCUGAUGCUCAUCGCUGGAAACUACGGUCGACUGGUGGUGUUUCUGUAUAAGAGAAGCGUUGUAACGACUGGCACUAGGCUCGGACAAGGAGGAAAUCAUGUGAUGAGGAGUAAAAUCAAAGUCUUGAAAUUGUUGAUCUGUCUGACAGUUAUCUUCAUCAUUCUGUGGAUGCCAUACUUUGUUCUCUUCACAAUCGAGGAAAUAACUGACACGGAUAAUAGCUCAGAGUCGGCAUCCGCUGCUCACACAGUCAAACAUUUGAUGAUUGCCGUCAGUACCAUCACCAACCCCAUUCUCUACGCGACAUUCAACAAGACAUUUCGGCUAGGACUGCGCAGACUCGUACCUUGCUGUAAACAGGGCCUUGUUGGGGACGUUGGGGAAGUUGGGUGCGGGGAAGCCGGAAGGAACUUUGUCGGAGACAAGACUGUGUCCACUACAGCUGUAUAG
Liolophura sinensis is the source of this 1017-nucleotide messenger RNA. RefSeq names its product neuropeptide FF receptor 2-like. Gene Ontology annotation, biological process: G protein-coupled receptor signaling pathway. Gene Ontology annotation, molecular function: G protein-coupled receptor activity. NCBI's taxonomy places the organism in Eukaryota, Metazoa, Mollusca, Polyplacophora, Chitonida, Chitonidae. The record is from RefSeq and is a predicted model, not a curated record. The coding region runs from base 1 to 1017 and encodes 338 amino acids. The transcript is spliced from 3 exons. Gene Ontology annotation, cellular component: plasma membrane.